CAACCCUUCCUUUUCAGCCAUAAAGCCAUUAAAUUCCAUUAUGGUGGCCAACCUGCGCCUCCUCUUUUCUCCCUCUUUCUUCUUCUCCUUCCCUGUUUUCUUAUUUAUUCUUGAGAUGAUGUUCUCUUAUUAUAUGUUAUGAUAGUAGUUCAGAGGGGAGGGAAGAGAGAAAGAGGGAGAGAGAGAGAGAUCAGGAGAGAUGUUGCAGAGAGCAGCGAGCAACGCGUAUUCAUGGUGGUGGGCGAGCCACAUCCGGACGAAGCAGUCCAAAUGGCUCCACAGCGACCUCCAAGAGAUGGAGGAUAAAGUGAAAUCCAUGCUCAAACUCAUUGAAGGGGAUGCUGAUUCCUUUGGUAAGAGGGCAGAGUUGUACUUCAAAAGUAGACCAGAACUUAUAAGCUUUGUGGAAGAGGCCUACAGGGCAUAUAGAGCAUUGGCCGAAAGAUAUGAUCACAUUUCAGGAGAACUGCACAAGGCCAACCACACCAUAGCAAAUGCUUUUCCUGACCAAGUCCAGUAUGCAAUGCUAGAGGAGGAGGAUGAUAAUUUUCCAAAAGCAAUUACCCCUAUUGAUGCCCGUAAAAUUCACAAGCCGACGGUGGAGAGCUUGAUGACCACAAGAAAAGAGGACCGAUCGGCCAUAAAGAAAACACAGCGUAGGAGUAUUACCUCUCAGAUUGACAAACAUAAGGCACAAGAAGAGAUAAAUAGGCUUCAGAAGGCAAUUCUGGUUCUGCAGACUGAGAGAGAAUUUAUCAAAAGCUCCUACGAGAGUGGAAUUGCCAAGUAUUGGGAAAUUGAGAAGCAGAUCACAGUGAUGCAUGAGGAAGUUUGUUGCUUGCAAGAUGAGUUUGAUACCAGUGCUGUCAUCGAAGAUAAUGAGGCUCGGGCCUUGAUGACAGCAACAGCUCUUAAAUCAUGUGAGGAUGCCAUAGUUAACUUGCAUGAACAGCGAAAGAAAUCUGUGGAGCAGGCAAGAAUAGAGUCAGGAAGAAUUAGGAUUGCUGAAGAGAAGCUGAAGGUCCAGAAGGGAGAGGAUGGUCGAUGUAAUUUGGAGACCAGAGCAACUGCUGACGGAAAUAAAGAGAUUAAUUUCAGCAUUGAGAACAUGGAGGAUGAAGUUUAUUCUCUGAAACAGGAGAGACUUGAGUUACAGAAGAUAUGUGAGAAAGUCCAGGAACAUUUUGAAGUGAAUUCUGAUACAUCUGUGGAGGAAAUUGUGGAGAAAAUAGACGAGAUCGUAAAUGAGAUCGUAAGCUUGGAACUUCAAGUUUCAUCACAGACGGCACAAAUAAAUAGAUUAAGUUCAGAAAACAACGAGCUUGAGAAAAACCUGCAGAGCUUGGAAGAAGAGAAGAUUGUUUUAAUUAAUGACUCAAAUGAAUUGAGUGAUAGAUUAAAGCAAGCAGAAGAGGAGUUGCUUAAAGUUCAGAUCCUGGAGAAAACUGUCCAAGAUGAAGAAACUACUCUUUUUGCGAAUUUUUCUGAUGCCUGUCAUAGCCUUAAUGUUAUCUCAGAGAAAUUGUUGUCUCCUAAACACCAGGAGCAGGUCAGUGUUACAAAUCCAUUCAGAGAGGAACAGAUUCCCCUUUAUAAUAUUGAACCACAGAGAGAGUGCAAAGAACAAGAAGUUGCACAAAGUCAAGACACAAAAGAAAAUUCGGUUAAAGAGGAGACUCAUGGGAUUCAGGAACUUGGUCACAACAUAAAAGAUCUUGACCAAUCAAUGGCAGGCUCUGAGCUUGAAAACAAUUCAAAAAGGAUCCAUGACUCAAAACAGGAAGAUAAGAAAGAGUCAUCACAAGUGGAUGCUUGCAUUCAAGUAGAAGUACAAACGCUACCCGGAGAGCAGGAAGAUACUCUAGACUUGCAACAAUUACUUUUAAACAGACUCGAAGAUAGAGAAAAAAUUUUAUUAGCCGAGUACACUUCAAUCCUCCGAAACUACAAAGAAGCAAAAAAGAGGCUCUCAGAAGUAGAGAAAAAGAACCAAGAAUAUGUUUGUGAGACAAUGGCAAUCAUAAGGGAAUUGACAAAUGCCAAUGCCAUGAAGGAGGAGGAGAUUCAAUCACUUCGACAGCACCUGGGCUCUUCAAAAAGGAGUUCUAAUGGGCCCGCUGAUGCUAAUUCCGCUGAAGCUGAAGACUCAUGUCAUGGUCACCGCAGGCUCAAAAGCUUAUUACACCUCCCAAUAUUAACGAUAGGGAAUUCAAACCUGCCAAAUUCUGAAAAUCCAAUAGUAAAUGUGCAAUCCAUUGCUAAAGUAGAUACAUCAACCGAAUCUGCGGACAGAGGAAAUCCUCAUGUAGAAGACAUCAAGCUACAGCACACUGAUGAACUGCAAAGAACUUCAUCCAUUGAAGAAAAAUUCAGAAGGGACAUUGACACACUGUUAGAGGAGAACUUAGAUUUCUGGUUGAAGUUUAGCACCUCAUUCCAUCGCAUACAAGAAUUCCAAACCACACUGAAGGACGUACAAUCUGAAAUGGAGAAGCUGAAAGACAGUAAGUUGCAAGAGGGAAUUAACAGUACUGUGACUGACCAGGUUGUGAGAGCUGAGUCUGCGCCAAUUGACAGGAAGCUGAGAGCAUUGAAGACUGAACUUCAAGUAUGGUUGGAACGGAAUGCACUGCUUAGGGGGGAGCUUCAGUGUAGGCUCGCGUCUCUUUGUGACAUACAAGAGGAGAUAACAGAAGUUCUGAAGGAAAGUUCAGAAUGUGAAGGAGCCCAGUUUACUCCUUAUCAGGCGGCAAAGUUUCAAGGGGAGGUGCUGAACAUGCGACAUGAGAAUAGCAAGGUAGCAAAUGAACUGCAGGCGGGACUUGAUCAUGUCAGGGGGCUUCAAGCCAAAAUAGAGAAGGCUUUGUCGAAGCUACAUGAGGAUUUUGAUCUCUCCAGAUCUAAAAGUAGCCAACAUCCCCACUUCCGGAAUCUUUCAACUAGGACUAGAAUACCAUUGAGGUCCUUUCUUUUUGGUACCAAACCUAAAAGGACAUCAAUAUUUUCAUGCAUGAAUCCAGGAUUUCAUAAACAGUACAGUGAUCUUAGACCUGGCUUUCCUAGGUAGACCGAACAGAGGUUGUUCCUUCUUUCCCUGAUAGUUUCAUGACUUCAAAGAAGUUUUUGUUCUUCUGUGUAUUAUGAGAUAAUUUAUAAGACUUACUUUGAACAGAUUUCUUCUUAAGUGGGGAGGUGGUAGCUUCAUCCUGCCAUCUGUUGGUAGUGGGCUUUGAGUUCAUGAAGUGCUCGGCAUGUUGCCACUGUAUCUGAUCCUAUCACUGACAUUCUCUAUUAUCAGCUGUUAUUCUAGUACAAGGCUUGCAUCUGGUUUCAUGGGUGGGCCUUGGCUCCUUAGAGGAAACUGGAAGGUGUGUGAGGUUCACAUUUUGCCCUCCAUUAACUUACCAAACUUGGUGUAUUUUAAACUGCGAGCUCAUUUGCUUUCUUGGUUUGAAGCUUGUAUAUUUUUGUGAUAUGAAAAUGUAGUUUGGCAUUUA
Molecule: messenger RNA, 3497 nt
Organism: Phoenix dactylifera (date palm)
Lineage: Eukaryota; Viridiplantae; Streptophyta; Magnoliopsida; Arecales; Arecaceae
Product: protein NETWORKED 2A
Molecular function (GO): actin binding
Source: RefSeq, a predicted model, not a curated record